UCCUUCCCACAGCAGGCUGGAGAAGGAAGUACAGGCGAAUAUAUACAGCUACUAGCUUGGUCACUGUAUCAGAACGUAGCCAACUCGGCGAUUGACGACUCACCAUCAUUAGAAAUGGCGCCGAAACAUAUCGAAAACCAGACGCGUUGUAUUAUAAGUUGUCUUUUUCAUGAAGGAGACGCACAUGAUAGAGGAAUGGUUGUGCCGGACGGGGAUGUAGGAGACGGAGUGCAGGAACUGAGAGAACCGCAACCACUCCCAAAAUGGCAGAGUCCUGCGCUUGCGUCUGCUGCCAAAAGCUUUCCCAAGAUUCAGAUCGGAGAGCCCAUCUUGGUGACUCCCGCAUCCUAUGCUAGAGAGGACCCGUUUGAUCCGGUGCUGAUUGCGGAUAAGCUGAGGGAGUUGGGAGACGACUACGAUGAGAAGGUGAUUCAGCCCCUGAUCAACAACGUCAGACAGGCAGCUGCUGACCAGGUGGUGCAGGCGUUUGGAGACAGUGUGGAUGGGCUGUGUCGGAGCUGGGUGGGGCAGGGCACGGAGGUGGUCUCUGAGAUGCAGCUGCUGAAGGCGUCCGUCACGCUGGGCCUGUAUGUAAAGAACCGGUGCCCAGACCUCGUCAGCACCGUCCAGAAUGCCAUGGGGGCCUUCGUCAACACCCGCCUGGGCAACUGGGUGGAGCAGCAGGGAGGCUGGGAUGAAGUUGCCUCGAACUAAGAGUGCCUGAGCUGAUUUGAUUCCCAGGAAGAUUUCCAACACCUCAGGGAUAAACUUUUUUUACCAGCCAUUUUGUCUCAGUCUUCUUUGCAACCUGUUUUCAGAAAGACCAGCUUUCUUAACCAUUCCAGGGGGGUAUGUCAUGUCAUGAAGCAGGGUUACUGGGCAUGCUGGGUAACUGAGCUGAGUGAAACCUGGAACAGCUCUAUUUACUGGUACAUGCUCCAGAAUUUGAAGGUUUGUGGGUUUUACUCGGUGUGGUUAUCCAGCGAACUCACUAAUCCCGCUCUGUGAGACAGGGCCCUGUAUUUGAAACUGUGAAUUUGUCUAAAUAUUAUUGUAAUAUUUGAAUGGUUUGAGUUUGUGUGUAUAUAAAUGUUGUUUUAAUAAUUCUAGAGGAGACGUGCACAUUGUCACUUGUGUUGUAAAUGAGACCUGUAAUUAACAUCAUAUUUCAUCAAGAGAUGUUUAUCUAUGGCAUGACAGACCUCUAGAUACCUGUUAAUCUAAUGAAGACCCAACAAUUCAUUUAAAAAAAAAAUUUUGGAAAAUCUUUUCACUACAACAUGGUUUUGAAAGACACUUGUAUUUGUAUGUACUGCAAGUUGUGACAGGGAAAAUAUUAAUUCAGUAAAGUGUGACACUGAAGACCGAA
Messenger RNA from Conger conger (European conger), 1369 nucleotides. RefSeq names its product bcl-2-like protein 15. The record is from RefSeq and is a predicted model, not a curated record. NCBI's taxonomy places the organism in Eukaryota, Metazoa, Chordata, Actinopteri, Anguilliformes, Congridae. Gene Ontology annotation, biological process: regulation of apoptotic process. The transcript has 5 exons. The coding region runs from base 115 to 714 and encodes 199 amino acids.